This is a messenger RNA of Kogia breviceps (pygmy sperm whale), 1635 nucleotides long. It is a transcript of the gene PELO, whose product is annotated as pelota mRNA surveillance and ribosome rescue factor. Lineage: Eukaryota; Metazoa; Chordata; Mammalia; Artiodactyla; Physeteridae. Gene Ontology annotation, cellular component: cytoplasm. Gene Ontology annotation, biological process: nuclear-transcribed mRNA catabolic process, non-stop decay; RNA surveillance; nonfunctional rRNA decay. The record is from RefSeq and is a predicted model, not a curated record.
UCGGUCUGUACGGCGGCUGGAAUCGCGGAGGUGUUCGCCGGUGUCUCUUGCGCCGGUUCGACGCGGCGCGCCCCGAGACCACGAAAAGGAAGGGCUAGAGUAAGUGUUACCCCCAGCCGCUAGAGUCAUAUAGAAAGUGUUUCCUUCCCGCCAGGCAAGUGCCUGUAGGAACCGGACCCCGCCCCCUUCCCGGCCUAAACUUUCCCCUUCCUACCCCUUUCCUUGUGCGGACUCCCUCCGUUCCUCUUGUUCUGGCAGUGAGCCCCUGCCAGGAUCAUGAAGCUCGUGAGGAAGGACAUUGAGAAAGACAAUGCGGGCCAGGUGACCCUGGUUCCCGAGGAACCUGAGGACAUGUGGCACACCUACAAUCUAGUGCAGGUGGGCGACAGCUUGCGCGCCUCCACCAUCCGCAAGGUACAGACGGAGUCCUCCACGGGCAGUGUAGGGAGCAACCGGGUCCGCACUACUCUCACUCUCUGCGUGGAGGCCAUCGACUUCGACUCUCAAGCCUGCCAGCUGCGGGUCAAGGGGACCAACAUCCAGGAGAAUGAGUAUGUCAAGAUGGGGGCUUACCACACCAUCGAGCUGGAGCCCAAUCGCCAGUUCACCCUGGCCAAGAAACAGUGGGACAGUGUGGUUCUGGAGCGCAUCGAGCAAGCCUGUGACCCAGCCUGGAGCGCCGAUGUAGCGGCUGUGGUGAUGCAGGAAGGCCUCGCCCAUAUCUGCUUAGUCACUCCCAGCAUGACCCUCACUCGGGCCAAGGUGGAAGUGAACAUCCCUAGGAAACGGAAAGGCAACUGCUCCCAGCACGACCGGGCCUUGGAGCGGUUCUAUGAACAGGUGGUCCAGGCCAUCCAGCGCCACAUACACUUUGAUGUUGUAAAGUGCGUCCUGGUGGCCAGCCCAGGAUUUGUGAGGGAGCAGUUCUGCGACUACAUGUUUCAACAAGCAGUGAAGACGGACAACAAAGUGCUCCUGGAAAACCGGUCCAAAUUCCUUCAGGUACAUGCUUCCUCUGGACACAAGUACUCCCUGAAAGAGGCCCUUUGUGACCCUACAGUAGCUAGCCGCCUUUCAGACACUAAAGCCGCUGGGGAAGUAAAAGCCUUGGAUGACUUCUAUAAAAUGUUACAACAUGAACCUGACCGAGCUUUUUAUGGACUCAAGCAGGUGGAGAAGGCCAAUGAGGCCAUGGCAGUUGACACAUUGCUCAUCAGCGAUGAGCUCUUCAGGCACCAGGAUGUAGCCACACGGAGCCGGUACGUGCGGCUGGUGGACAGUGUGAAGGAGAACGCAGGCUCUGUUAGGAUCUUCUCCAGUCUUCAUGUGUCUGGGGAACAACUCAGCCAGUUGACUGGGAUAGCUGCCAUUCUCCGCUUCCCUGUCCCUGAACUCUCUGACCAAGAGGAUGAUUCCAGUUCUGAGGAAGAUUAAUGAUUAGAACUAAUAAUCGAGACAACCUGUGGCUCACUCCUUCACUGUUACAUUUUCUCAGCAUCCUUGUGACAGAAAGCUGCAAAAGUGGCACUUUGUGAUUCUUACAGGGGUUUCUCAUGUAUUUGGUCACACUAGGUGAUUUGUGGUUGGCAGGACAUGUAUUCAAACUGAACAAUAAAAGGAAAUAAUCUCCAUGUA